This is a messenger RNA of Mus musculus (house mouse), 872 nucleotides long. It is a transcript of the gene Mrpl47, whose product is annotated as mitochondrial ribosomal protein L47. The record is from RefSeq and is marked reviewed. NCBI's taxonomy places the organism in Eukaryota, Metazoa, Chordata, Mammalia, Rodentia, Muridae. Gene Ontology annotation, cellular component: mitochondrion; mitochondrial ribosome; mitochondrial large ribosomal subunit. The transcript is spliced from 7 exons. The coding region runs from base 17 to 775 and encodes 252 amino acids. Gene Ontology annotation, molecular function: structural constituent of ribosome. Gene Ontology annotation, biological process: translation.
GGUCUCCAUUAGAAACAUGGCUGCGACCAGUCUAGUGGGUAUUUGUAGAAGAGCCUCAGCGUUCCUGAAGGCAGCUUGUUCCCUAGUAAAUCCCAAGGACGCUGCUCACUCGGGUUGCAGGUCUUCUCUUAGUUUGUUACAUAAGAACACACCACAUGUCACAUCUUUUCUCCAGUGUAAAUUACUUCAUACCACGUUGUCAAGGAAAGGACUGGAAGAAUUUUUUGAUGACCCAAAGAAUUGGGGGGAAGAAAAAGUCAAAUCUGGAGCUUCAUGGACCUGCCAGCAGCUGAGGAACAAAAGUAACGAAGACUUACAUAAGCUUUGGUAUGUCCUUCUGAAGGAAAGAAACAUGCUUCUAACUCUGGAGCAGGAGGCCAAGCGACAGAGGUUGCCAAUGCCAAGUCCGGAGCGCUUAGAAAAGGUCGUUGAUUCCAUGGAUAACGUAGAUAAAGUUGUCCAGGAGAGGGAAGAUGCUCUAAGGCUUCUUCAGACCGGUCAAGAAAAGCCCAGACCCGGUGCUUGGAGAAGGGACAUCUUUGGACGAAUUGUCUGGCACAAAUUCAAGCAGUGGCCUAUACCUUGGUACCUAAAUAAAAGAUACAACAGGAGGCGGUUCUUCGCAAUGCCUUAUGUGGAUCGCUUUAUCAGACUAAGAAUUGAGAAACACGCCCGCAUUGAAGCAAGAAAGAGAAGUUUACAGAAAAAGAAAGAAAAAAUUCUCCAUGCAAAGUUCCCACAUCUCUCUCAAGAACGGAAAUCAAGUAGUGUCUAAGAUGAGACCCAGAAGUCUGGUUCCAUUGUUCUUAAAGCCUGUGUCCUGACGUGAAUACCUGUUAAGCAGUUUAUAAAGAAAUGUUCUUGUCAAGUGA